UUCGUGUAAGUUCGUGAAAGUUCGAUUAUUUAGACUUAACCUUAUCGACUUAGAUUAACAACGCAUAACCUAUUUCUCAAGCUUAUUGACUGAUUUCUGCAUGCAUUCGAGUAUAUAUUAUAAAUAAAAUGAAGUUUAGGCCAUACACAGGAAUAACCUGGUCUCUGUUAGAGUUAGCAGGUCUUUUAGAAGAUGAAGAUUCGCAUGUUCAUUUCGAACGUAUGAAAAAGCAUCUUGGAUUGCAUCCGUUUCAUAUGAAUGAUCUUAGUGCAGCAUUGAAUGAAAUAUUAAGUUCUGGAUUGAAUGCAUAUGAUUCAGAAUUACAAGGCUUCCUUUUAGCUUAUAAAAACCCAAAAUUACUUACUCCACUUGGAGAUAUAUUUUACGAUUCAUGUUUUAUUCAUAUUGAUAUUGAAGCAGAUUUUUAUGUAUUCAGACCACAAAUUGGUCAUUUAUUGAAAGGUGUCGUUCAUAAAAAAGGUGCUAAUUAUAUUGGUGUACUUAUGCACAAAGCUUUUAAUGUUUCUAUUCCCAAACCAGAGAAUGUAGAAAAUUGGCCAGGUGAUAUGGUAAAUAUCGGACAAGAAGUUAGAUUUGAAGUUACAAAUUUAGAUUUUACUAGUAGAUUACCAUUUAUUCGAGGGAUAUUAAACGAAGUCGACUAUCUACAAGGUUGUAAAGUACCUGCACGCGUUUCUUCUAAUGGUACAUUUUAUGAAAUAAAUGGGAGCGAUGAAUCUGAUAAUUCAAAUGUGGAAGCACAUCAGUCUACUAAAAAAAAGAAAAAGUUGAAAAAAACAAAGAAAAAAGUGUCUUCAGAAGAACACUUAACGAAGAAAAAGGCUUUGGAUAAUCAAGAUAGAGAAGACGAAGAAAAUAAAAAACAUAAUAACAAAAGUUUGACAAAAUCUGAAGAAUCGAAUAAUGAAGCGGAACAUGAUGAACAUUUAAAUAUUUCUAACAACGAUCUAAGUUAUUUAAAUGGUGAUGAAACAUCCGUAAAGAGGAAGAAGAAACAUGAAAAGAGUUUAAAAAGGAAAUUUAAAGAGAUAUUGGAACCAGAGUAUGAUUACAAUAACGUUACAAUUAAAGUAGAAAGAGAUACGUCUACUACUGAUACCGAAACUGAAUCGAAAAAACACCUGAAGAAAUCUAAGAAACAUUCUAAAAAAUUGAAGUUUUCUACCGAUGCUAAUGGCAGUAUAGAUAAUGAAGUACAAGAAGAUGUGCGAUUAGAAAGUGGAAAACAUUCCGAAAAUGAAUUCAAAACACCAAUUAAGUUAGAGAAAUCAUCAAAAUCAAAUAACAUUAAAGAAGAAUCUACAAGUCAUAGAAGCAAAUCUCCCAAGAAACGAAUAAAAAGAUCUCUAACAGAUUUUGAAUCUAAAUUUGGUUAUGUUGAAAUUAAAGUAGAAGAUUGUAGCGAGACAGAAUAUACGCAACUAUACGAUAAAGAACAAAAAGUCAAGAUUAAAACAGAAAAAUCUAUGGUUAAUAAUGAAACUGAUAAUGAGAACUCUCUAAGUGGAUCAACAAAGAAACAUAAAAGAAAACGUGCAAAAACUUUAGAAGUAGAACAAGACUAUGAAAAUGUAACAAUUAAAAAAGAGAAAUUAGAUGACUAUUCAUCAGAUUAUACGUCACCAAGUAAAAAAUCUUCAAAGAAUAAAUAUAGCAAUGAUCAUAAUACCAAUGAUGAAUAUGACACACAUCAUGAGAUUAACAUUAAAAAAUCACAUAAAAAAUCUAAAGUAAAGGAAAAUUUAGAGUCCGAACCUCAAAAAACAAAAAUCAAAACAGAAGAUGUACGAUAAAGAAUGAAUUUAAUGAUUGAAACGUCGAAUAUUCUCUUUCAAUGGAACAAACUUGGAAGGUAAUAAAAUAUUUUCCCAAAGAUGUUUUAAUAGUGAAAUUAAUGAAAAAAAAAUGUAAAAACUUUUAAGAACUACGCAUUAAACAAUUCUAUAAUAGAAGAAAAUAAUAAUUAUGCAUCUCCCAAAAAAUGUUUCAAAGAAAUCCAAAGAAAUAAAUAUCGAGUUUGUAUCCGAUGAGGUAAAAACUAAAACUGGAAGAUCAUUGUCCAUUGAAAAAAUAUGUAUAUAAACAUGAAUUUAUAGAUAAUAUUACAGUAUCUACAUAGCAAUAUAAUUGCACCUUUUUAAUAAAAAAAUCCAUAUCUUGUACAUUCGUAUCGAUAUCAUAUAUAAAUUUACAUAUAUACAAUCUAUAUACGUGUAUAUAGUUUUAUGAAACAAUUAUACAGAUAAAUUACUAUUAUCUUAAAACGUUAAUUGAUAGGUCUCUUUAAUAACUAAUAUUAUAUUUCUAUCAGAGAUGAAAUUUGCAUCAUCAAUGCUCUACAUAUGGUGUA
This is a messenger RNA of Vespula pensylvanica (western yellowjacket), 2371 nucleotides long. It is a transcript of the gene Polr1F, whose product is annotated as DNA-directed RNA polymerase I subunit RPA43. The coding region runs from base 129 to 1814 and encodes 561 amino acids. NCBI's taxonomy places the organism in Eukaryota, Metazoa, Arthropoda, Insecta, Hymenoptera, Vespidae. Gene Ontology annotation, cellular component: RNA polymerase I complex. The record is from RefSeq and is a predicted model, not a curated record. Gene Ontology annotation, biological process: DNA-templated transcription initiation. The transcript has 4 exons.